Messenger RNA from Canis lupus familiaris (dog), 2147 nucleotides. RefSeq names its product cytokine receptor like factor 1 (gene CRLF1). Gene Ontology annotation, biological process: cytokine-mediated signaling pathway. The record is from RefSeq and is a predicted model, not a curated record. Bases 1 to 1266 code for a protein of 421 amino acids. Gene Ontology annotation, cellular component: external side of plasma membrane. The transcript is spliced from 9 exons. Gene Ontology annotation, molecular function: cytokine receptor activity; protein binding. Lineage: Eukaryota; Metazoa; Chordata; Mammalia; Carnivora; Canidae.
AUGCCCGCCGGCCGCCCGGGCCCCGCCGCCCAAUCCGCGCGGCGGCCGCCGCCGCCGCUGCCCCUACUGCUACUCUGCGUCCUCGGGGCGCCGAGAGCCGGAUCAGGAGCCCACACAGCUGUCAUCAGCCCCCAGGACCCCACGCUCCUCAUCGGCUCCUCCCUGCAGGCCACGUGCUCAGUGCAUGGGGACCCGCCAGGCACCACGGCUGAGGGCCUCUACUGGACCCUCAAUGGGCGCCGCCUAGCCCCUGAGCUCUCCCGCGUGCUCAAUGCGUCCACCCUGGCCCUUGCCCUGGCUAACCUCAACGGAUCCAGGCAGCAGUCAGGCGACAACCUGGUGUGCCACGCUCGCGACGGCAGCAUCCUGGCUGGCUCCUGCCUCUAUGUUGGCUUGCCCCCAGAGAAACCUUUCAACAUCAGUUGCUGGUCCAAGAACAUGAAGGACCUGACAUGCCGCUGGACGCCGGGGGCCCAUGGGGAAACCUUCCUCCACACCAACUACUCCCUCAAGUACAAGCUGAGGUGGUACGGGCAGGACAACACAUGCGAGGAGUACCACACUGUAGGACCUCAUUCCUGCCACAUCCCCAAGGACCUGGCUCUCUUUACACCCUAUGAGAUCUGGGUGGAGGCCACCAACCGGCUGGGCUCGGCCCGCUCUGAUGUGCUCACGCUGGACAUCCUGGAUGUGGUGACCACCGACCCCCCACCUGAUGUGCAUGUGAGCCGAGUCGGGGGCCUGGAGGACCAGCUAAGUGUGCGCUGGGUUUCCCCACCGGCCCUCAAGGACUUCCUCUUCCAAGCCAAGUACCAAAUCCGCUACCGAGUGGAGGACAGCGUGGAUUGGAAGGUGGUGGACGAUGUAAGCAACCAGACCUCGUGCCGUCUGGCCGGCCUGAAGCCAGGCACAGUCUACUUCGUGCAAGUGCGUUGCAAUCCCUUUGGCAUCUACGGCUCCAAGAAGGCGGGGAUCUGGAGCGAGUGGAGCCACCCCACGGCUGCCUCCACCCCUCGCAGUGAGCGCCCGGGCCCGGGCGGCGGGGCGUGCGAGCCGCGGGGCGGCGAGCCGAGCUCGGGGCCGGUGCGGCGCGAGCUCAAGCAGUUCCUGGGCUGGCUCAAGAAGCACGCGUACUGCUCGAACCUGAGCUUCCGCCUCUACGACCAGUGGCGAGCCUGGAUGCAGAAGACCCACAAAACCCGCAACCAGGACGAGGGGAUCCUGCCCUCGGGCAGACGGGGCACGACGAGAGGUCCUGCCAGAUAAGCUCUAGGGACUGGGGCCACCCUCCCUGCUGCGUGGAGACCUGGGGGCUGCACCCAGACUGGGGGCUAACUCUGUACCCUCACCUCAGGGCACCCAAGCACCCUUGGCUUGGAGGAGCUGGGGUGGGUAUUCUGAGGGUAACAACAUCUCUGGCCUCCAUGUGAGGCCAUCCUUGGGUGCAACUCCAAUGGGGGUGUGUGUGAGAGUUGGCUAAGCUGCCCAGAACCCCUGCCAGGGCUGGGGGUGAAGAGGGGUCAUUACUCCCCCCCCCCCAUCCAGGACCCCUACAGAGUCUUUUUAAAUAAACAAGCUAUUUAGGUGCCCUGAUUGUGAAGAUGUUUGGGGCUGGAUUGGCCCAGGGUAGGGGCUGUGGGGUUUAGGGGUUUAAUGACCCUAUGGGAUUGGAACCUUUGCAUCCCAGAAUUUCAGACUCUCCAAAAUAUGAAAUAUCUGGUUUUAAACUCACUGGAGGUUGUGAUUCAAAACACCAGUUCUACCAUCAGGGAGUGGGGGGUCUUGCACCUACCAUCCCUGGCGUUGUGGGGCCUCUUUCCCAGGGACGCCCAAUCCCAGCACCCUAGGACAGAGACAGUGGAGCAGCUGCAAAUGAAGGGUCCUUUAUUGUUGGAGUCACAGCAAAUUCAAGGGCGGUCAGCAACCUGGUGGAGCGUGACCCCAGCCAUCUGACGGUCCAGGGGUGGGCUGGGUGCCAUUCACCCCAUUUCCCAUAUCCCAUGGCAUGUCUCUGGGAAGCCACCAUCACUCGGCAGAUUCUGCAUCAAACCUAAGGUCCUGAAGAACCUCGCUGAUCGCUUCCAUGGUUUUAAUUACCCUACAAGAGUGGAUGGGAACUAUAAAUAAAACCCAGAUGGGGCGAAUUA